CAUAGCAGCAAGCGCCACACUGGAGCAAGCCGCGGCUGCGGGACGCGCAGGUGUGAGCUCGGCGGCGGCUUUACCCUCUCUGGACCUGGCGGUGGCACAGAGGUCUGCGGAGGCUGCUGUGGCUUUCGACUCCAGGCGCUGCGCGGACGGUGACAACGGCUCCAUGGCUCCUGCGGCAGAUCCUUCCUCCUUGGCUCUCAGGGCCUCGAGCCCAGCAGUGGCCCCCUCUUCGUACGGGGUCUUUUGCAAAGGGCUCUCCCGCACCUUGCUCGCCUUCUUCGAACUGGCCUGGCAGCUGCGCAUCAACUUCCCCUAUUUCUACGUCGCGGGCUCUGUGAUCCUGAACAUCCGCUUACAGGUACACAUAUAAAGCCGUCAGCAAGCUGCGGGGCUGUGGAGGCCACCACGAUGGCGGACUCCCAGGAAGUCCCUCAAUCUCGCGAGCUUUCGCGAGUACCUUCCGCGCGUGCGCGAUCCCAGCCGAACGGCCCUGGACAGUGGCAGAAGUCUUGUUGGCGCUAGGUAAGGGAGAAAUGCAGUGCUGGGGAAAAAAGAACUUCAGCUAAGACCCACGAAAACGGUUAAACUACAUAGCUUUGAAAGGAACUCCAAACAGAUUUCGAGAAGUGAAAAAGACCGCAGAAUGCAUUAUAAAAAAGGAAGGCCAAAACUUUCAGGGAAAAAUAAAGGUUAAAUGAACAACAAAGUUAAAUUGUAAAUUAAAAUUAAGCAGUGAACUUCAGAAAUACCGGUCUGGAUUGUAAACCAGACACAGAAUAAGAAGCCGAUGGUAUGGACUGUAUGUGGUGGAAAGCAUAUAUUUCUUCACAAGAAAAAAAAAAAAUUGAAAUUCACAGUAAAAACAAAACUAUACAAGAAAAACUUAUUCCAAAUACUUGACUUGAAAUGCUGCAAGAUUUUGAACAAAUGGUGGAAGCGUGAGAAAAUGAAAGGCUUAACUGUCCCUGUGAACAAAGCUUGCUUAGGACCUUGGGACCAAACAAAAAGAAAUCUAGUCAUAACAUAAAACUUGGAUAUUCUGUGAAUAACAUUUAAAUAAUUAUAAUGUAAAUGUUGUGUAUGGUUUUCAUCUUUAAUGGGAUACUAAAUCAUGGCUAUAAAUUAGAAUGUAAAUGUUAUUAACCUUGAUGUACAAAUACACAGACAAGUGAUGUUGGAAGGGGAGAGGAAGGUAAAUAAAAUGAUUUUAGUGUCCUUAAAAGUUGUGAAAUUGAGAGACAGUAAUCGGUUGUGGAAGAGAAAGAAAAUAUUAUUAGCCUUAAAGUUUCUAAAACAAUAAUGUAAUUGUAUUAAAUGUAAAAUUUGGUAGGGGAGAAGAGAAUGGAAGCAAUAGAAAAUGCUUUAAGAUAGGUGGGAUUCCUCAAAAAGAAAUGUUAAAAGCACCUGGUAUAUUUGAAUAUAUUGGAAGUAUUUUUGUUUUUUGAAAUCUGUGAAUAAAUUAAUGUGCAGAUUUUUCAAAUUUAAGAAGAUCAAACUGUGGUGAUAAUAAACACCAGGAAAAAUAAAAAGUUCAAAUCCUA
Messenger RNA from Cavia porcellus (domestic guinea pig), 1541 nucleotides. RefSeq names its product small integral membrane protein 10 like 1 (gene Smim10l1). NCBI's taxonomy places the organism in Eukaryota, Metazoa, Chordata, Mammalia, Rodentia, Caviidae. The transcript has a single exon. The record is from RefSeq and is a predicted model, not a curated record. Bases 164 to 370 code for a protein of 68 amino acids.